UUGGUCUCUAUUUUACCUGUUACUCUAAUGCUUCGCUUCAAAUAAAUAAAUAAAUAAUUAGGAGAAUCUAAUUUUUUAAAAUUAUUAUUAUUAUUAUUUUCCUUUUUCUCAUGUAUAAAUUAGCAGCCUUUUUACACCUCUUAUAGUCACAAAAAAAUCUAAAGGUCCAAUUUUUUCUCUCAACUUUGCAUCACCAAUCCUUGAAAAACCUCACAACUUUCUUAUCAAUUCACCCUUCAUCAUCAUGUCUCAGACUGUUGUUCUCAAGGUUGGCAUGUCAUGCGAAGGCUGUGUCGGGGCUGUGAAAAGGGUCUUGGGGAAAAUGGAAGGUGUAGAAACUUUCGACAUUGAUCUGAAGGAGCAAAAAGUGACGGUGAAGGGCAAUGUUCAACCAGACGCUGUUCUCAAGACCGUUUCAAAGACCGGAAAGCCAUCUUCGUUCUGGGAAGCAGGAGAAACGGCUAAAACAGAAGCUGUUAGUACAGCUUGACGGUGUCUAAUGGCCUCGAAUUGUAUGUUACGGCUAGAGCUUUAUGCGACAUCGUCAAGGAUUCCUGUAAUAGUUAAUAUCUAAAUCGCAAUAAUUGUCAAGGAUUUCGAUGUUGUUUUCUUCGAUGUAGAUGGAGUGUCGUUAAUGCAUUAGUUAUACUAGAAUUGCCUCUGCA
Capsicum annuum is the source of this 665-nucleotide messenger RNA. RefSeq names its product copper transport protein ATX1. The coding region runs from base 245 to 490 and encodes 81 amino acids. Lineage: Eukaryota; Viridiplantae; Streptophyta; Magnoliopsida; Solanales; Solanaceae. Gene Ontology annotation, molecular function: metal ion binding. The transcript has 3 exons. The record is from RefSeq and is a predicted model, not a curated record.